AUUUCCAAAUAAACUAGAAAAAUGACUAUUGAGUUUAUCAAUUGUGCAGGAUGUAAAGCCAAAAUCGCCGAGGAGGAUGUCGAAAAGAACAAAGUUGUCUUCUUUCUGAAUCGAAUGUGGCAUCGGGAUCAUAUUCAAUGCAUUUUUUGUAAACUUCAAAUCUCGGACAAUCGUUAUUUCCGUUCAUCAAUUGAUCCAAUGAAACCAUCAUGUUAUGCAUGUCAUAUUCAAACAAAUCAUCCAUCUUGCACAGGAUGCUCAUUGCCAGUAAUUGAACGAGGACUUGUUGCAUUUAAUCGUCUCUUUCAUAUUGAUUGUUUCCGUUGUGCAAUCUGUAACAAGACAAUUCCUCAAAGAAAAGGAUUUUAUGAACGUGAUAUGAUGUUUUAUGAUGACGUUUGUUAUAUGCUUCAUAUCAAAGAUGUUCUAUAACAUAUUGAACUUAUUUGAAAAAAUAAUGAAUAGAUUUUGAACGGUUU
Molecule: messenger RNA, 479 nt
Organism: Caenorhabditis elegans
Lineage: Eukaryota; Metazoa; Nematoda; Chromadorea; Rhabditida; Rhabditidae
Gene: C26C6.6
Product: LIM zinc-binding domain-containing protein
Exons: 4
Coding region: 22-432 (136 amino acids)
Source: RefSeq, marked reviewed